UUUCUUUUUUAUAGUUUCAUUUUUAUUUUAAAAUUGAUUUUAAAUUUGUUUUACAAUAUGUUAAUACUAUUUGUUUUGUGUAAUAUUUUGUGGAUUCCGAAUAUAUUCGGAAAUAGCAUAACUUCGGUAGCUCCUAGAGACAAAUCGAGUAAAAUCGUCUUGCAAGAAUCUCAUUACGAAGAUUACAACAAAACAAAUUUAAACCUAGCAAGUGAAGGUGGGUCUUUAUUACCUAAUGCAGUAGUUGAUAUUGUACAAUUGCCGAAGGAUAAACACAAUAUUCUUCUGAGUUUGGAUAAUGAAAUAGGUAAAAAUAAAGAAAAAUCUGUAGUAGCGAGAAAAGGAGUAGUAUACAGCUCUGCAGAAGAUAUACAGGUCCCUGCAAAUGUUACGAAAAUAGAUAAAAACAAUGGUACUCGCCCUAAACAAGUUGAUAUUUUAAAAGAUAUUAUAAACCCUAAAAAAAUUGCUGCAUUAUCGGUGACAAAUCAGAAAAUUAUUAAUAACAGUGUUCCCAAAGACGAUACUAUUGAGAAAAUAAAUAAGACUGAAACCCCUAAAAAACCAUUGGUGUUAUCUAAUGAAGCAUUAGAUCAAAUACCAUUGGUAGAUUUUGAAACAUCUUACCCCAAAGAUGGCCAUAAUACUAAAGUACCGAGGAAUCCAAAUAGCCAUCCUGGUAUGAUUAUGCCAAUUGUUAUUACAAUAUUAGUAGUACCAAUGUUUGCUGUUGUUGGAUAUCUUGCAAUAAAGAGAGGUCAAGAAGCUUGGAAGAACAGACAUUACAAAAGAAUGGAUUUCCUUCUUGAUGGAAUGUAUAAUGAUUAGUUUCCGUCCUGCAAUGUAUUGAAAUCCUACUUAAGAUUUCAAUAUACAUGUGAAAAUUGAGUAGAAAUAUUUUUAACACUGGUACAGAUUAUGUACAUAAUUUUCUAUGGAGUGUCUAAUAACCAAAUAAUAUAAUGGAUAGCUAAUCAAAUUUAAAACAUAAAUUUUUAAAUUUUGUCAAUUCUUAGUUUGUGUAAAAUUUUCAACUUUCAGGAAAUAGUUCAGUAUUAAUUGUGAUUUAAUGUUAUGUAUGAUAUUAAGGGAUAAAUUUAGAGAACGAAGUUUAUAUAUUCGGAGCAAUAAUAGAUAAGGGUUGAAAAUCAUUGUGAUGACAUAAAAUAAGCUAAUCAUAGGACUUUGCAUCUAUAAUAUGGGAUACAUAAGUGCUAAAAUGUGCCUUUCUUUGAAAUGACAUGAUAUAUUUUUGAUAAACUACUUAAAAUGUCUUCCUGUAAAUUAAGAUAUAUAAUGAUGUUGUGAUAUACUCAGAUUUUAAUAUGUUGCUAAUUAUAUACAAUAUUAUUUGAUAA
Messenger RNA from Papilio polytes (common Mormon), 1358 nucleotides. RefSeq lists its product as uncharacterized. The record is from RefSeq and is a predicted model, not a curated record. The transcript has a single exon. The coding region runs from base 58 to 828 and encodes 256 amino acids. NCBI's taxonomy places the organism in Eukaryota, Metazoa, Arthropoda, Insecta, Lepidoptera, Papilionidae.